This is a messenger RNA of Dunckerocampus dactyliophorus (ringed pipefish), 5559 nucleotides long. It is a transcript of the gene myom2a, whose product is annotated as myomesin 2a. Gene Ontology annotation, molecular function: protein binding. The transcript is spliced from 37 exons. Bases 367 to 5127 code for a protein of 1586 amino acids. The record is from RefSeq and is a predicted model, not a curated record. Lineage: Eukaryota; Metazoa; Chordata; Actinopteri; Syngnathiformes; Syngnathidae.
UUGAGCCAAGGAGGAAAGGCGCCCCCCAGAAACCUAAAAAGGUCUCUUUAGUCUUUCACUGAGGGGCUUUGCUUUCUGUCAAACAAUCUCUGAACUUCAAAAGUCAAUAAAUAACCACAUACUAUGUGUGGCAUACCUACUGGAAAGUAUUGCAUGGACUAAGAACCAGUUUAAUAUGAGGAUGAUAAUUACUAGUGAGGAACAAUAUUAGAAUGCCAUCAAAAAAUGCUCAUUUAAAAAUAACGGCCAAUAAUAAAUACCCUCAAAGAGUCACAAAAUAUUCUGUUUCUGGAGGAAGGUUGCCCAACUUGAAUGAGAGCAGAAUUUGUAGGUAAAUGCUAUAUAUAGUCACUGGUGCAUCCAUACAUGGGGUGGAAGGCUGAACGGCAUGCCUCCGGUGAGAGUCUAAUAUUUUUGUUACCAUCAGCAAGUGCUUCCCAAGCGACGUCCGCCUGCUCCGCCACGGCUUUGCGCUCUUUUAAUCUCUUGGGGAAAUCAAGUUGUAAGUCAGCGACUCAGGUGCAGGCCCAGGCCACAGAGGCGAUGGCAGAACCAGCCUAUACCAUCCCAGUGUUCCGGCAAAGGACCACCGAAGCAACUGAAGAGACUGAGGAGUACCAGAGAGUGAGCACAAAGGUGGAAAAAGGAUUGGCUGCCAUUCAAGAAGAGCUCCAAAGGAUGAAGAUUGCCACUAAGGCUCAAGUUGAUAGUCUGGCUAUACAGAAAGAGGUUAAAGAGAAGAUGUACAAGAAAGUGGAUUUGGAUGAAAUCCCCAGAUUGCCUGACUUCAUGGUUGCCCUGCGACCCCACACAGUGUGGGAGAAGACCCCUGUGAAACUGUUCUGCACCGUGCUGGGGAACCCCAGGCCCAUUGUUAAAUGGUACAAAGGAGGAGUGCCAGUAGACCCGCUGAGCGCGCCAGGAAAGUACAAGAUUGAAAACAAGUAUGGAGUCCACAGUUUAAUCAUUAGCAGGUGUGUGGUGAGCGACACUGCAGAGUACAGCGCCGUAGCCAGCAACGCGUACGGCACAGCAACAAGCACGGCCACCGUGACUGUCAGGAGAGCAGCUGGAGGCGGCUGGUCCAGCCAGAUCGGACUAGUGCCCCACCUGACCGAUAUCCAUCCCACUAAACUGGAGGUCACCCUGGUGGAUUGUUUUCCUGUAACCUUUGGUGUGGAGGGCGAGUCCGCCAGUCUGCUGUGUUCCAUGGUGGUGGUCCCCGACCUCCCCAACAUACCCCCUGUGGUGCAGUGGUACAGAGACGAUAAACCUCUGAAGCCCAGUCAUCUGGCUGAGAUGUCGGCGGGUGGGGGCGUGGCUCGUCUCGUCCUGCCUCACUUGGCUAAGGAUGACGAGGGUCUCUACACGCUCCGCAUCUACAGCAAGGACGGGACCGCCGAGCACUGCGCGUACCUCUUUGUCUCAGAUGCCACCACUCCUGUAGCCGGGGCUCCUGGUGCCCCGAUGAGUGUCAAGGCAUAUGACAUCAACUCUGAUUAUGUUCUGGUUGUCUGGAAACCCCCCAACACUGUCAAUGAGGCUGCAAUCACCGGAUACUUUGUGGACAGGUGUGAGGCCGGUAGCGACACCUGGGUCCAGUGCAACGAUGCCCCUGUCAAAGUCUGCAAAUACCCGGUGCACGGCCUGAUGGUUGGCCACUGCUACUAUUUCCGCGUCAGAGCCGUGAACAGCGCCGGCAUCAGCAGGCCGUCUCGCAAGUCAGAGAAAGUGACUGCCCUGGACCCCGCCGAGAAUGAGAGGCUGCAAGUGAUUAAAAGGGAAGGGAAGUACGACAUUGUGAUCAGGAAUGAUGACCUAGAAGGCUAUGUAACUAUUCCGGGGGAGCCCACCGACGUUCACGCGUCCGAGAUUUUCAAAUCGUAUGUCGUGCUCAGCUGGAAGCCUCCCAGCCCCCGCGGACGACAUCCCCUGUGGUACGUCAUCGAGAAGUGCUUAGCAGGCACUGGAGUGUGGCAGCGGAUCAACACAGCAGUCAAACUGCACUCUCCUCGUUACCCAGUUUUUGAUUUGCAAGAUGGCCAAAAGUACCAGUUCCGAGUCUGUUCGGUCAACAUGUACGGCUCCAGCGAGGCCUCCGCGCCUUCUGAGCCCAUCCAAAAGGUUGACCUGGAUGGUGUCCCGUCUGCUCCUGGCCAGGUCGUGGCCACCCGGAACACCAAGUCGUCUGUAUUUGUCCAAUGGGAGGCGCCCAAACACACGCAGGGCCUGAUGGGAUACUACAUUGACGGCCGCAUUGUCGGGACCAAGGAGUGGUUCCCAUGUAACCACAAACCCUUCAAACACAACAGGUUUGUUGUGCAUGGCCUGACGCCUGGUGAGAGCUACGUGUUUCGAGUCCAAGCCGUUAACGUCUUCGGCCUCAGCGAUGAAUCUCAGGAAUCGUCUCCCAUUGAAGUGGAGUCAGCCCUCGGUGGGGGGGUUCAGUGUGCCACGCCCAGUGCCCCCUAUGGCAUCUGCAUGCUGAGCUGUGACGGCUCCUCCAUGACCGUGGCCUGGAAGAGCCCCAAACGCUGCGGCGGCUCCAAAAUCAACGCCUACUACGUGGACAAGCGCAACGCCGACACACUGGUCUGGCAGGAGGUCAACCUGAGUGCCAUCAUGGAUAGAGUCUGCACUGUGGACAACCUGACUGAUGGAACCUUCUAUGAGUUUAAGGUUCAGGCUGCCAAUAUAGCAGGCGUGGGCGUGCCCUCGGCUCCCAGCCUCCCAAUGAAAUGUGAAGCUUGGAACAUGGAGCAGCCAGGUCCAGCUUACGACCUGACCUUCAGUGAGGUCAGGAGUCACUCCCUGGUCCUCGUAUGGAAAGCUCCGGUCUACACGGGAGCGAGCGCUACCUCCGGCUACUUUGUGGACAUGGCCAAGAAGGGUUCCUCUGAAUUUGUCACUCUGAAUCAGGACGCCAUCACUCAUCGCUACUUGCAGGUGACUGAUCUGGAGGAGGGUGAGUCAUACGUGUUCAGAGUCCGUGCUGUCAACGCACACGGUAUUGGUAAGCCUUCCAUGGUGACAGAGGCUGUCUGCGCCAGACCUCCUCCAGGCACCAAGGAGAUUGUGGCCGGCGUAGACGAGGAGACGGGUGACAUCUUCCUGUCUCUCGAAGCCUCCGAUAUCAGCGCCACCUCUGAAUUUGUGUGGUCCAAGAACUAUAAGCCCAUUGGUGAAUGUCCUCGUAUCGCUAUCACGACAAAGGGCCGCACCUCCAAACUGAGUUUCAUCAACCCUGAUAAAGACGACUUGGGCCGUUACUCUGUGGUCGUCACUGACACCGACGGAGUGUCUGCCAGUCACACUCUCACUGAGGACGCAUUGAACACCAUGCUGGAGCUCAGCCACGCCAUCAGGAACCCCAUUGUUCCUCUGAAGCAUGGACUCAACUACGAGGUCUUGGAGAAAGGUCACGUGCGUUUCUGGGUGCAGGCCGUGAAGAUUUCGCCCUCGCUGUCUUAUAGAUUUGUUGUCAACGACAAGGAAGUGACCAGUGGCGAGGGCCACAAGAUGAGUCAUGAUGUAGCCACAGGCAUCAUCCAGAUGACUGUGGAUAAUUUCACCAGAGCCAGCGAGGGCACGUACACAGUCCAGAUCCACGACGGCAAGGCCAAAGCACAGAGCUCCCUGGUCCUGGUCGGAGAUGUCUUCCUCGCUGCCCUGAAGGAGGCAGAGUUUCAGAGGAGAGAGUACAUCAGGAAGCAAGGUGCACAUUUCUCUGAGUAUCUGACCUUCAAUGUCACUGAGGACUGUACCGUGAUGCUGGCCUGCAAGCUAGCCAACAUGAAGAAGGAGACCACCUUCCACUGGUACAAAGAGGACGAUGAGAUUGUUCCAGAAAUUCCCCCCAAUGUCAUGUCGGGAGCCUGCGCUCUUCCCAUCCCGUUGUUCUCCAGAAAGGAUCAGGGCGUCUACAAGGCUGUGAUCGGCGACGAGCGUGGAAAGGACACCUCCACGUUUGACAUUUCAGGGCAAGUCUUUGAUGACAUCAUCAACGCCAUCGCCAAAAUUGCUGGUGAGUCAGCCUCAGACCUGGUGAUCCAGUGCACUCCAGAGGGCAUCCGUCUGCAAUGCUACAUGAACUACUACACGGAGGAGAUGAAGACCGUGUGGAAACACAGGGAGAGCAAGAUUGCCUCCUCUGAGAAGAUGAGGAUCGGUGGCACGGCCGAGAUGGCCUGGAUGCAAAUCUGCGACCCCUCGGACAAGGAGAAGGGUCUCUACACCAUUGAGAUCUGUGACGGCGUGAAGACACACUCCAGAACCUUUGACCUCUCUGGACAAGCCUACACCGACGCCUACGAGGAGUACCUAAGACUGAAGGCAGCUGCCUUUGCAGAGAAAAACCGCGGCAGAGUGAUGGGUGGUCUGCCUGAUGUGGUCACCAUCAUGGAGGAGAAGUCCCUGAGCCUGACCUGCACCGUGUGGGGCGAGCCGACUCCCGAGGUCACCUGGUUCAAGAAUGAACAGGAAGUGGCCUCCAACGAGCACACCAAGAUCACGUUUGACGGUGGUAAGUUUGCCAGCCUGGUCAUAAACCAAGUGACGCCCGAAGACUCCGGCAAGUACAGCAUCAACGUGCGCAACAAGUAUGGCGGAGAGUUUGUCGAGAUCACCGUCAGCGUUUACAGGCACGGCGAGCAGAUCCCCGAGGCCAAACUGGGGCAGCCCAAAAUGGCCACGCCCUCUGUCACACCUGGGCUUCCCAAGUCCCCCGCCCCCUCUCCCAAGACGCCCACCCCUUCUAAGGCCCAGACCCCAGCGUUGUCCAUGAAAAGCCCAACCCCCGCCUCGACCGCAAAAUCUCCAACCCCGGCCCUGAAAUCUCCAACCCCCGCCCCAAAAUCUCCGACCCCAGCCCCUAAAUCUCCAACCCCAGCUCUGAAGUCUCCAACCCCGGUUCCAAAAUCUCCAACCCCGGCUCCAAAAUCUCCAACCCCUACCCCAAAAUCUCCAGGCUUCAAGUCUCCAACCCCUUUGGCUAAGUCCCCAACUCCAUCCCCCAAGUCGCCAACACCCACUCCAGCCCCAAAGUCCCCGACCCCCACACCGGCUCGCAGCAUCAAGUCGCCCACCCCACCCAGAUUCAUGAAGUCUCCAACCCCACCCAGGAAGUAAGCGACGGCGAGUGAGCGAGUUUUAGCAUGAGUGCGAAAGUUGCCGUUGAAAGUUGUUGCUGUGAAAGUUAAAAACGUAAAAACUGAACUUUUACGGUGGCUGCUAGCAAAACGCAGAUGUUUCCGAGAUGUUUCCGUGACGUUAUUAAAAGCUGCACCUUUCACUACGUUGUGUUAGUGGAAUGCCUUAAAUCAUUGUGGGGGGGGGGGUAACUAAAUGUGGCUGUUAGAAAACUCAAUUUGUCUCAUUUUUGUUUUAUCAUCCCAAGUAGUCAGCUGACAUGAAAUGAGCAUGAAUGCUUAAGAGAAUGUUUGACACAUUAGCGUAGCAAACACCAGAUUAUUUUCCUCUUUUACCUCUGGGAUGGUUUUGUCUUUUGGGGGGGAUGUGUGAACACAAAUAUUGACUUCUUGCUUUUCCCCUCAAUAAAUG